Messenger RNA from Pelobates fuscus (common spadefoot toad), 1311 nucleotides. It is a transcript of the gene SRSF9, whose product is annotated as serine and arginine rich splicing factor 9. Lineage: Eukaryota; Metazoa; Chordata; Amphibia; Anura; Pelobatidae. The transcript is spliced from 4 exons. Gene Ontology annotation, cellular component: cytoplasm; nucleus. The coding region runs from base 92 to 811 and encodes 239 amino acids. Gene Ontology annotation, molecular function: mRNA binding. The record is from RefSeq and is a predicted model, not a curated record.
GCGAGCGCGCGCCGACGGCCUUUUCCGUUUUUAAGGCACUUCCGGUGGUGUCCCGCCGUGCUCUGCGCGGCCGGUAACAGGAAGCAGUACGAUGUCUGGCUGGGAGCGGGAGGCCACGCGGGCUGGGUCCGGAUCCGGGGCCGGAGACGGGAGGAUCUAUGUGGGUAACCUGCCCGCCGACGUGCGGGAGAAGGAGCUGGAGGAUCUGUUUCACCGCUAUGGCCGGAUCCGGAGCAUCGAACUGAAAAACCGCGGAGGGAGCAGCGCCGCACCGUUCGCCUUCAUCAGUUUCCUGGACCCCCGGGAUGCAGAGGAUGCUGUAUUUGGACGGAAUGGAUAUGAUUUUGGCUCCAGUCGACUGAGGGUGGAGUUCCCACGUUCGUUCCGGGGCUCUGGUGGUGGUGGUGGCGGCGGUGGUGGAGGAGGAGGAGGAUAUGGAGGGCCUCGUGCAAGAAAUGGGCCUCCUUCUCGUAGGUCUGAAUAUAGAGUCCUUGUCUCAGGUCUUCCUCCAUCGGGCAGCUGGCAGGAUCUGAAAGAUCACAUGCGAGAAGCUGGGGAUGUCUGUUAUGCUGAUGUACACAAAGAUGGAAUGGGAAUAGUUGAAUUCAUACGCAAAGAAGACAUGGAAUAUGCAUUGCGUAAACUGGAUGACACAAAAUUCCGGUCUCAUGAGGGUGAAACGUCUUACAUAAGAGUCUGCCCUGAAAGAAACACCAGCUACUCGCGAUCCAGAUCCCGUUCAAGAGGGCGUGAUUCUCCUUAUCAAAGCCGCCGUUCUCCCCGCUACGCCUCUCCUUUCCGACCGUACUGAGCUGCCACAGGGACACUUUCUACGAAUUUAUUCUUAAGGCCAUCUGCUCUUACAUUCCACAACUGAUGGAUUUCAUCAACUGUCUUUUAUACCAUAAUUUUCCCACUUAGAUUUUUCUUUUAUGCAGUGUGUAUUCUUGGCAUCAGAUGUGUUUUUGAGAUUUUGUUUUUAGUUUAGAGUAAGGAAAAUGUAUAUUCUAAGGCAGAAGAUAUGUGCCUAAUGUGGUGUCCUGUGCUUAAUUUUGCACAGUGAGGGAUAGUUAUACUGAGAUCAACAGUCCAGUGGAAUGUUAUGGCACUGGGACAAACAAGGGAAUAAAUGCUUGUCCUAUAACUACAUCUCCCCAUCUGUUAGAACAAUAUUAUUUCAAAUACCCUUUUAACCCAAUUCUCAAAUCAAGUUUGUAUGUAUUUUCCUUUUAUUACGAAAGUGUUUCAGUUAAAUAAACAAACCAUCUGUAGCUGUCCAAAUAAAUGGAAAUUUUGGUCCUUGGAUUUUAA